CCCGCCUCUCGCGACUCCUCCCCAGCCCCCGGCCACAAGCGGCGGCACGAUUCGGAAUCCGAGCAUGGUCGCAACAAGAAGCCGCGUCUCAGCUCGGCGACAACAUCUCGCCUUCGGUCCACCUCCCAGUCUCAUUCAUCGUCCGCCGCCGCCGCCACCACCACGGUGGCUUCUUCAUCCAGGCACGAGCCUGCAGAGGAUGGCGAAGUCAAAGAAGAACACCAAGCUGGCCCUAGCGGCAUGCCUUCAGGCCUGUCCUUCAUGCCCGUCCGCCGCCCGCGACGCGGUGACACCAACCGCACCAGCGAAUGGGACUCCGUUUUCGACAAGUGCUUCAUGAAGGCACGUGCGCUUAGGUUCUCCUCGCUCUCUCGGGUAGCUGCGGCACACCCAGCCACAUCCAAGGAAUUCAAACCCUUGCGGAAUCCACCAAGCCCCGUUUCUUCCUAUGCGAAGGAUCCCCUGUUAAUGGCUCGUCUGGAGCUGAUCGACUCCCUCCUGCACUUCGUCUACGGUCUGUGGUGCAAGGACUACAGCGCGCGGACGUGCUACCGAGCCGCAUGGAGGACAGUAAACGAUUUCUUGCAGCCCACCAAGAAGAAGCUGAUUGCGGAGAGCCAUGACGAUCGUGAGAAAGCAUUCAUCGGUCUGCUUUUCACGCUUGAUGCCUACAUCCACGGACGUAAGCUCAAGUACCAGGCGACCACGAUCGACAGAGAGAACGAUUCAAAGAUGAACCGCCUCAACAUCGAGUGGAAGGCGGAGAAGGCAAAGGCUCAAGCUCGGGCAACUGCAGCUGCGCAGGCUUCGAUGUCCAGCGCAACCCCCAACAUGCUCCCCUCCCCUGCUAGCAGCAGCUCCGCGAAUAGCUCCAACUCGACGCCCCUUGGCGGUCAUGGGACACCUGGCCACAAUCCAGCGAUGGACCUGGGCGCACAGCCAGACGCAGGCCACAGCGCCGGCGGCGCGGAUCGCCCUAUGGCUGCGCCACCCCCUCACCUCCAGAUCCCGGUGACUACGCAGUUCGUCGUUGAUAGGAAGUCGCAAAGCAGCGGCUUGCUUCUUUCCUCCCACUACUUGCAGACGGCGCAGCAAAGCUUGAAUCUCCCGGUGAUGGCCAAGCACUUCCCUCGCACCCUCGCACGAAUGAUGUUCUCGACAUUGGGCCCGCAGGACGAGCACGAGCCCGACUUCCAGGAUGACGACUGUGAACUGUUCUGGCCGACGCAGGCCAUCACCGGUGAGGGCCUAGGUUGGGUGUGUCUCAUGGGCAUGGCCAUGGUGAAGGAGUUCGGCAAGGAGUAUGGAUACCAGGGCGUCGACGGCGUUGUUCAGAAGCAAGGCAGCGAGGACGUGAACGGCUUCCCGGAGCCACGGUUCGUUCCUCACACGCGGUAGCGAGGGCACGCCGACCACCACCCGGCCGUCAUCGGCUGGUCUACACCGUCUCCUCUCACCCCGCAUAGAGCCCAGCGGAGUGCCUCGUUAAGGUGCGCCACUCUGUCAGCGCCACCUCAGUCGCGCCAGCAGCAUCCCGGAUAAUACUCCUGUUCGAUGCAACCUCCCCUGGCCGACAUGGCGCUCCCCUCGUCUGCCUAAGGCAUGCUCACGUCCUGUGUAUCCCUAUUUAUCAUCGUCGAUCUCGCCGACCUCGCCACAUCUUAUGGGCUCCCCCGCUGAAGCGAGUGGUGCUCCUGUCGAUGCGCAUGUCAGCUUGUCUUCCUUGGAUGUAUCGCCUAAUCGUUAACGCUGGCUCCACCUCGGUCUCCUGUACGAUAUCGCCCCGCCCUUUCCCCCACCACAUCGCAUGCCUCUCCUGCUCUACCCGGCCUUACCAACAUCACACUGUAGUCUCAACUUGUACCACCACCAACGUCGCCUUGCUGUCACCAUCUCGGUCAUCAAAAGCACGCAUCAUUUCCUAGACCUCGCGCGGCGCCCGCCGUGCGCGCCGCAGAGGCUUGGGUCAUCCUCAUCACCAGCGCAUCCCAUCUCCCACACUCGCAUACAACCUCGCAUCUCUCUGCCUCUGCCCCUUUGUCUCACAUCUCUCGCAGGACUUUGUGUGUUCAGCUUUCGGUGUCGGAUCGGUUGGAUUAGCCUUAUUUUGUUUCCCCCACAUUCUGCUUUUCGCUUUCACUACACGCGCCCUGUCGCUGCGGGCCCGGUUUGCUUCUGUCGUUGUCGCCCUCAUCGCCCGCCCGUCGCUCUGCGCUUUAUCACUACCCCCGCGUUCUAUCAUACCCGCAUUUAUUCUAAUUUCUAUAUACGCAUACUCGCACGCGCGCCCCGUGCUCCGUGUCCCUCGCACAGCACAGCGCCCGUCCCCGCGCUGUCGCCGCCUGCCACUGGAGCCCUCCGCGGAACUCGGCGCAGGGGGCAUGCAGGGGUCGCGCGUAGCUACCGUAUCCCGCCUACCGCAGAUCGUUGCC
This is a messenger RNA of Trametes versicolor FP-101664 SS1, 2432 nucleotides long. RefSeq lists its product as uncharacterized. NCBI's taxonomy places the organism in Eukaryota, Fungi, Basidiomycota, Agaricomycetes, Polyporales, Polyporaceae. The coding region runs from base 241 to 1398 and encodes 385 amino acids. The transcript has 2 exons. The record is from RefSeq and is a predicted model, not a curated record.